Molecule: messenger RNA, 1587 nt
Organism: Podarcis raffonei (Aeolian wall lizard)
Lineage: Eukaryota; Metazoa; Chordata; Lepidosauria; Squamata; Lacertidae
Gene: TSPAN16
Product: tetraspanin 16
Exons: 8
Coding region: 236-1006 (256 amino acids)
Cellular component (GO): membrane
Source: RefSeq, a predicted model, not a curated record
AUCGCCUCCCUCUUCCCAGGCUGGGAGUUAAGGAGCAAAGAGGAGAAGAGACAAAACUGUCGCAGAACCAGGUGCAGGGCAGGGAGAGAAAGUACAGCUCUAGGCAGCAGGAAUAUGGGUGCCUGUUAAGUAGCUGGCCACACCCUGAAAACCAGAAGCACAGGAGGUGCUGGGGGCACAGCGGCACAUUUCAUAGCUGAAAACCAUCUAAAGAUGACAAACUCAGGACUGGUCAAUGGCUAAGCAAUGGCUUCAUCUCUGCUGCUACAGGUGCAGAAAGAUGGUUUGCUUCUCCCUUCUGAAGGUGAUGAUGUUUGUAUUCAACGGCAUAAUAUUUCUGGGGGGCCUGGCUUUGCUGGGCAUCGGCAUCUGGGUGAAGGUGGACGGCGGUUCCUUUGCGAAGGUCCUGGGAGCUGCAGCUCCACAGUUAAUGCAGCUGAUUAACGUGGGCUACCUGCUAAUUGCCGUUGGCACCUUCCUACUUCUCAUGGGCUUCACGGGAUGCUGGGGGGCUGUGAAGGAAAGCAAAUGCCUGUUGCUUGUGUUCUUUGUGGUCAUACUGAUUCUCUUCAUAGCAGAAGUGGCCGGUGCUAUCGUGGUGCUCCUUUUCUCUUCUGUGGCAGAUAUAUUUGUUGAGCACUUGCAAAAUUGGGCCCUGAAGACUUUAAAAGAGGACUACGGCAAGCAAGAGGACAUCACAGGCAUUUGGGCAACAACAAUGAAAGAGCUGAAAUGCUGUGGAUUCAACAACUACACUGAUUUCAGCAAUUCCUACUUCUAUCAAACACACACUGAGAAAUACCCCUCCUUUUGCUGCUCAGAGAACAAAGAGUGCCAAGAAUCCGAAGUAGACCAUGACAAACAGGGCUGCCUGAAUGAAUUCCAGGUGUUUCUGAGCCGCAAUGGGAAAAUUGUUGGAGGGGUGGCUCUAGCUAUUGGAGCCCUUGAGCUGGCUGCCCUGGCUGUCUCCUUGAUCCUGUACUGUCAGAUUGGUACAUACGCCUGAAGCAAAAUUGGCUACCUACCGCACAGCUCUGGCUCCAGCUCUCGGCUUCUGCACCAGCCAUGAAAGAGACAUCGCAAGCAUCCUUAUUCAAAGAGCAGAUGCGGCAAUCACGUUUACUGGAUCAAAAGAGCGACAUGAUCCUCAUCCUCAUUCAUAAUUAUUAGCUACUAAUCCAUCACUAAUCAUUAAACCCUAGUUUAACAGUACUUGCUUUAAAAAAACACCCUGAAAAAAUAUGUACACCUAUUGUUUUGUGCUUCCUUUGCCUUAUGUAGUGGGAAAUCCAGGGGAGCCUUUACAUCAGGGGUUGGGAACAUCUAGCUUGUGGGCUAAAUAUGGCCUCCCAGGCCUCUCCAUCUCACCCUUGGGACUCUCUCAGGCCAGCCCUAUUCUGCACCCUCCCUGAAUUCUUUUGCCUGGCUGGAAUCUGUCCCUCAACAUAAUAAUGCCUCUCAUUUGUGAGGCUAUAAUUUGGGCAGACGUCUCAUUUUUAAGGUCCUUUGGCUCUGGUGUAAUAGAGAAUGAAAAUUUUAUUUUACUUCGUAAAAGGGAUAUCUUGCUUGAUUGUGGGAAACCUCAAA